AUGGAGAGGUCGUUGGAACCGUUUCGCGGAGUUUUCACCCAGCAGGAAGCCAUACCGGACGAUGCGAUCGCAGCGGCCGUCGAUGUGAUGCGUACCGGACGCUUGCAUCGCUACAACACAGUCGGUGACGAAUUGGGGGCCGCUUCCGAACUGGAACGUGCCUUUGCGGACUAUCAGGGCACCCGGUUCUGUCUGGCCUGCGCCUCGGGCGGCUACGCGAUGUCGAUCGCCCUGCGCGCCGCCGGGGUAGAGCCCGGCGACACGGUUCUGACCAACAGCUUUACUCUCGCCCCUGUACCGGGCGCGAUUGCGAGUGUCGGAGCGCGUCCGGCGUUUGUUGAAAUCACCGAAGACCUUGUCCUUGAUCCUGAUGACCUGAAGACAAAAAUCAGCGAGACCGGUGCAAAGGUGCUGCUGCUGUCCAGCAUGCGCGGACAUUUGUGCGACAUGGAAGCGCUUGUUGCGCUUCUUGCGGACAACGACGUGCUCCUUGUCGAGGACUGUGCGCAUACGAUGGGUGCCAGCUGGAAUGGCCGGGCGAGCGGCAGUUUCGGCCUUGCCGGAUGUUUUUCAACACAGACCUACAAGCACCUGAACUCGGGAGAAGGCGGAUUGCUGACCUCCGACGAUCCGCAGUUCAUGGCGCGCGCAAUCAUGCUUUCCGGAUCCUAUAUGCUAUACAGGCGCCACGGUGCGGCCCCUCCCGAGACAACAUUCGAGGAUAUCCGGCUGGAAACACCCAACAUGUCCGGACGAAUGGACAAUCUUCGCGCCGCGAUCCUGCUGCCGCAACUUCAGACAUUGGACAAAAAUGUCCAGCGCUGGAAUGAAAGAUACGACCUCAUCGCCGAUGGACUGUCGGAAGUCCCGGCGAUCAAGCUGCCUCGCCGCCCCGAUCCGGAGCACUAUGUCGGCAGCUCUAUACAGUUUCGCCUUCCCACGCUCGACCCGGAAAAGAUGCUCCGAUUUGUUGAACUCAACAAGGAGAUGGGCGUUGAGCUGAAAUGGUUCGGAGACAACACUCCGGUCGCCUUCACAUCCAAUCAUCACAGCUGGAAAUACACAGACCCGCAAGAGCUCCCAAAAACGGACCAUAUUCUUGCAAGUUUGUUCGACAUGCGUAUACCGCUGAGCUUCACCCUUGGCGAUUGUGCGCAUAUCGCACGCAUCAUCGGACACAACGCCAGCCGGUGUACUUCGGAGGAAAAUCUGAGAUAA
This is a messenger RNA of Effrenium voratum, 1218 nucleotides long. NCBI's taxonomy places the organism in Eukaryota, Dinophyceae, Suessiales, Symbiodiniaceae. The record is from the annotation of a GenBank genome assembly.